This is a messenger RNA of Lottia gigantea (owl limpet), 549 nucleotides long. RefSeq lists its product as hypothetical. Lineage: Eukaryota; Metazoa; Mollusca; Gastropoda; Lottiidae. The annotation marks the transcript as partial. The record is from RefSeq and is a predicted model, not a curated record. The transcript has a single exon.
AUGGCGUCGAACGAAAGGUUGAACAAUGAAAUUCAAGUUGGAAUUCUUACGAUCAGUGACACAUAUUAUCAUGACAGUCAAGGAGGAAAUCAAGGAAAGGGCAAGCACCUCAGAAAAAUCAUCGAGGGCGACAAAAUAUUCCAUGGUCGUGUAGCUUACGAAGAAUUGGUACCCGAUGACCGAAAGAUGAUUACGGACACGUUAAAAAAUUGGUGCGAUGUGAGAAAAUUAGAGCUGGUUUUAACGUCCGGAGGCACUGGUUUUACUGAGAGGGACGUAACUCCUGAGGCUACAAAAGAUAUCAUGGAAAAAGAAGCUCCUGGAAUGGCUAUUGCAAUGAUAAAUGGUUCCCUGUUAAUUACACCAUUAGCCAUGUUGUCAAGAUUAGUUUGCGGAAUAAGAGGUUCAACUUUAAUCAUCAAUUUGCCAGGAAGCCCAAAAGGUUCAGAAGAAUGUUUACGAAUCGUGUCACCGAGUAUUCCACAUGCGAUUGAUCUGCUCCGUGGUUGUAGGCCUCAAGUUUCGAAAGUGCACAGAGAAUUGCAAGAA